This is a messenger RNA of Blumeria graminis f. sp. triticale, 1014 nucleotides long. The record is from the annotation of a GenBank genome assembly. NCBI's taxonomy places the organism in Eukaryota, Fungi, Ascomycota, Leotiomycetes, Helotiales, Erysiphaceae.
AUGCAGUGCAUUUUUGCAUUUCUCUUGAAUCCGCUGCAAAACUCGCUAUACCCGGAGCGUCUAGUUGUUGCGAGUGGCGACCCAACGAGUCUACACUAUGGCGUUUAUGAAAACAAUGAUCGUGGGAGUUUUCCGCAUGUUAGCUCUUCGGAUAUAUUCAUGACUCAGGCCAAAGUCACUAUUCCUGGCACAUAUGUGAGGUUAUUUUGCUCCUUCAAGUUGAAUAGUCAAGCUUUGGUGGAAAAGGUCGUCAAAGGGCUGGAAAAUAUCACGCACAACUCCCAUCGGAACUUUGGCACGACAAGCAUUAUGGAAGGCGAAUGUCUGAACUCUAUUACGAAAUAUGCUAAGCAUGGUCACUAUCCGAUUACUAAAUCAAACGUUCAGAAAAAAAGGGCCUGUACUGAUCUUGUCCUUGUCAAUUUGGCCUCUCGGGAUUUAAUAGAAAUAAGUAUUGAUCAAAGACCUUCUUAUGAGUCAGGAUCUAGAGUGCCGGUCCUUGUCAAAGCUGCUUCAGAAAUAUCAUUGAGAUUUGUAGUCCCGGGCGACCAUUUUUUCAAAGGAUAUGAUCUAGAUUUUGAAGAAGCUCUUGCUUGGUACCGAGGCAAUCUUCAUGUGUUGAGGCGAGAUGCAAUAGACCUACCGUGGUACUCCGUUACGAGUAUCAAACCUAGGCCCGAGAAUGGUGCGGUAAUCAUUGAUUUUUUGCUCAGAAAUAUCCAGCCCUUUAUUGCCAUGAAUGGCGACUUUGCGGUCGGUAUAAAGAAAUCCGAAACGACGGCUUUUGAACCUGCGGUGAAAGCUUUGAAUAAUCUCAAUCUAGACUCUUCGGAUUCUCUCUUGCGCGCUGCUUACUCCCAAAAGGAUAUCCUGCCACUUAUUGCCUCGUAUCCUACAGGCUUCAUGGGACAUGAUUUACUUCACAUCCUGGAAGCAAGAAGACCACCUCGCAAGAAGCAAAGAAUUAAUCAGCGCACAAAAUUCAACUUAUCCGUAGAAUUAGGUGUGGCUUAG